Molecule: messenger RNA, 6545 nt
Organism: Camponotus floridanus (Florida carpenter ant)
Lineage: Eukaryota; Metazoa; Arthropoda; Insecta; Hymenoptera; Formicidae
Gene: NfI
Product: nuclear factor 1 X-type
Exons: 13
Coding region: 1539-3545 (668 amino acids)
Biological process (GO): regulation of transcription by RNA polymerase II
Cellular component (GO): nucleus
Molecular function (GO): DNA-binding transcription factor activity, RNA polymerase II-specific; RNA polymerase II cis-regulatory region sequence-specific DNA binding
Source: RefSeq, a predicted model, not a curated record
CGCGUCUCGACGACCGGCGUCUCAGUGUCGUCGCGACGACCGACGUUGUUAUCCGCUAUCGAGACGACGGACGACUCGACUAGAUCGCGCGGUUGCAAUCUUGCCCAACGAGUCAACCCAAUCGGGACUCGAAUCCGGAGUAGCUCGGACUUAGUACGCCGUUAAGUAGCCAAACUAGACGAGAGUGUUUGAGAGAAAUACAGUAUUGGCCGCUAUCGUGCCUUCGAGACGCUAUUCGGCCACGCUUCGCCGCAAGUUUAACGAAAUGGCGAUGUGGCAAGCUUCUCCAAAGAGUACAUCGUGUGUCUUUCUUAUGCAGCCAAACGUUUCGCCAUAGUUUGCGCCGCUGAUCUUGCGUGGCGGGACAAAGCGUUCGUUUUACGUUUAAUUUUGCUUAAUCGCGCUUGCCUUUGCAUCGUCCACGUCAAACUCGAUACAGUCUUUGUCGCGCGUGUCAAAUCAGUAUAAUGCGUCAUUUAUAGAGAUAUAUAUAUAUAUAUAUGUAUAUUAGUGCUUGUUAUUGCAAGUGAUUCUCGUGGUCUUUUUACUGUUUAUUUGUUAAUAUAUAAUAAUAGGUGGAAAAUUUGUCGAUCCUCCCCGAGAGAAUUUUGACGGGCGGUAAAAAUUAUACAGCGUUCACCGGUGUCGAAAUGUUUGAUUCGAUCGCGACUCGUGGACCUCUUCGAAUAAGUUCGCGCCACGCAAUAUUGCGCGAGUAAGUACAGAAGAGGAAGAGGAGAAGGAGGAGGAGGAGGAGAAGGAGGAGAAGGAGACGGUGGUGGCGGAAGAGAAGAAGGAGGAGGUGACGGACUCUCUAAUUUGAGUUCGCGAAUCGCUCGUACCUGACAAUGCGGAGAGAAAGGAGCGAAAACACGUAGACGUACUUCUCCUUCUGUUCUUUUUCCUCUUUCGUCGCGCGCAAAUAUAUACCUCGGCGAGGCUGCUGGCGCUUUCGAUAGCUAAAAUUUAAAUUGUGCGGCGCAAUCUAUCGUCGGAAAAAGUCUCGUAGAUGAGAAAGAUUGGUGGAAGAUCCACGAGGAAAAAUUUCUCUUAAAAAAAAGAAAAGAAACAUCGUCUCGUUCCUAAAGCUAGGGAUACCGCCUCAAAGAGGAUGAUUACUUGAUAAACACGAAAACAAGUCCACGUGGUAGCGUCGAUAAAAGUCGCGCGUACGGUUAAUAAAUCACGGAAAUACAUGGACGCGUUUACGGGGACAGUGUCGCGAGCAAGAUUCCUGGCAGCGGCUUCUCGACGGCUAGUGAGACUUUGUCAAAAGUGAGAAUAAAUAGACAAAUAUCUCGAAUAAUUGGAAAAGCACGUGAGAAGAAGCAGACUUCUGCUGAAGCACUGGCUUCUUCUCGGGAACGAGAUCGGUACAGAUGAGGCCGCGGGCGAUUCGCGACUGUGAGGUGGAGGAGUAUCGAGCUCUUCGUAAUCGUUACCGCGAGGAUCGCUGUUUCUGACAGCUGGACGCUGACAGGAGGGACGAACGGACGACGGUAGUGUGCUACAGCAGCUGCAGUGUUUGCGAAUACUCGAUGGAUGAGUUCCAUCCAUUUAUCGAGGCUCUUCUACCAUUCGUGAAGUCUUUCUCGUACACAUGGUUCAACCUACAAGCUGCCAAGAGACGAUACUAUAAGAAACACGAAAAACGGAUGAGCUUGGAAGAGGAACGUCAGUGUAAGGAGGAACUCCAGAACGAGAAGCUGGAAGUAAAACAGAAAUGGGCCUCGCGGCUUCUCGGAAAGUUACGGAAGGAUAUCACGCAAGAAUAUCGAGAGGAUUUCGUGCUGAGUAUUACGGGGAAAAGACCAGCGAUGUGUGUUUUAAGCAAUCCUGAUCAGAAAGGCAAAAUGCGUCGAAUCGAUUGCCUUCGUCAAGCGGAUAAGGUAUGGAGGUUGGACCUAGUUAUGGUGAUCCUUUUCAAGGCAAUUCCCUUGGAAUCGACGGAUGGAGAACGGCUAGAGAAGACUGCGGAGUGCGCGCAACCAGGACUCUGCGUCAAUCCUUAUCACAUCAACGUUUCCGUCCGGGAGCUGGAUCUCUAUCUCGCAAAUUUUAUCACGAGUCAUGAGGUUCUAAAUGGUAUCUGCAACGCUAGCAAGGAGGAAGACAGGCGUAGAAAAGGUACAGGAUACCAUGAACUAUAUAACGGUGUUGUCUGCAAUGACACGAUCCUUGCGACAGGUGUCUUCAGCUCCAAAGAGCUCUGGAUGCUUUCAAAAGCGUCCAUACUGCAUGACCUCAGCGACAUGCAGCCUCAAAUAAACGCGAUCAAAAUAGAGCACCCGCCGUACUACUGCAGCAGCUACACCCCUCCAUCCGCAGCGACGACCGCGGAUCACGUUCAGCCGGCGGCUAGCUUCAGCCCACCACCGGUUCAUCAAUUAAUAAGAAACGAUAAGACUGAAAAGCCGCCGACAGUCUCGGUUUCGAGCGCGCCGACAUUUUCAUCGGUUCUUAGGCCGGAGGAUGGACAUCGUGGGAUAGAAUCUCCGCAUUCGCAAACGGGAUUGCAUUCACCUCACGAAGGAUUAACCGGUGGCUCUGGUCAAAGCAUGUCUGGACUAGCUUACUAUCAGGCAGAACAUCCCGGCUCUACAGGGGUAGUAAAGUACCCCGAGAACGGACAUGAUACUCUCUCGGAUUUUGUGACGUUUGUCUGCCAAGAAGCCGAGAACACUCAGCAAUUACCUCAGACGCAGCUAACUGGACCGCGCACUGGUAUACAAAAAUUCCCACAGUAUUAUCCGAGUUCGAUGUUACCGCCGCCUCCUCCCGCUCCCAUGGCCAGACCGGUGGCGAUAAUAAGAUCGACGGGUGAGCUGGCAGCGACGACCGCUAGUUCGCCUCCAACAUCGUCCACAUCACCUACGGAUCCAGCCGAACUAGGUCCCAACCAAGAACAGAUGACCGCGGCGGUCGGUCUCGUCGGUUCUGCUUGCCAGAAUUCUGUCGAAUCCACUGGCCGGAAGAGCCCCGCCAGAAUUCUCGUUACACCGCACACAACUAGCAGGGAAUACACGUUUGCUCAUUUUCAUUCACAACCCGGACAGCAAAUCUUCACCUAUCCAACCAUCAGUUCAAUGUCCGGGGUAAUAUCGCCGACUAAUCUCUCUCUAUUUUCGUCUCCUGUCUCGGUUACGAGACCGGUGGCCACUCAGAGAUCAGUCUCGAAUGUUCCACCGCGUUGGAAUACUGCACCAUUUAUCAAUUUGGAAGACGAUUACAACAUGAUAGCGCCGAUUAUCGCUGGAACUACUAGCGAACCACCAUCUGCCAUGGAAGAAGAACGAUAUUUUCAUCCUGUGCAUACGAGUGGCGUAGUAGACAAAAAUGGCAGUGGUAAUUUAAUAGGCAACGAACUCGGAGUAAACACAGAUCCUGCGUCACAUCAUCACCAACAGCAGCAGCAUCAACAGCAGCAGCAGCAACAGCAACAACAACAACAUCAGCAGCAUCAACAGCAGCAAACACAAUCAUCUUCGCAACAGCAGCAACAAGUAAUGGCAGAUAAAUCUGGUGGACCUAAAUCUCCUCCGUGACAGUGGAGUCUGAAAACGGAAAGUCUCGAGAGACUCGCAUACUCGCCACGUUUGUCGAGAUCAGUAUUUGGUAUCGCGUGUAAUAAUUAUUCCGAAAUUAUAGCCGAGCCCGAAUUCGAGCGCAAUCGUCAGGAAUCUAUGUCUCCUAUUCAAUUACGUGAUUUAAACUUGCGGAGAAUAGAAUAUUUAAGAGUUCGAUCUUAAUUUACAUUAAAAAGCAUUAUAAAGCAAAAAUAAGAAUACGUUCCGUAAGGAACAUAAUUGAGGAAAAAGGAGAUUCGUUGAUUCACGUUUAUCUCGAAAUGAAUUCGUACAAUAUAAAGUUUCAUUACAACUUAACCAAGUAUAAGUAAGUUCUUCUAAAGCAUAGUUAACCGUGAGAGAGUUUGCGACGCUUGGAAUAGCCAUAAGAUGACGUCGCCAUGCAUGCCUUAUUCUGCUCGAAAACAGAAAAUUGUCUACAUACAGUGUCGUACAAUGAAAUAUUGUUCAAGCUAUAAUAUAACGUAUUUAGAUAAAACGACAUAAUUUCAGUUGAAAUUGAUACAAAUAGUUGGACGCGAUAUAACUAAUAUGCAAUAUUGUUUGAUCAUUUGUCAACAAUACAGAAUGCGCUAUAUUGGUCGAUACACGGUUCAUGAUUUCCAUAUAAUUAUUUAAAUUAUUUUCUCUUUGUCUGUUUCCCUCUCUCCUCCCCCCUUCCACCUCUCUCUCUCUCUCUCUCUCUCUCUCUCUCACUCUCUCUCUCUCUUUCUAUUUUUCUAUUUUUCAUAUUUUUCUAUAUCUCGAGACAUAAACGAAAACAGCUGAAUUUCUUCAUUUAUGUUAUUUUUAAACUUUCUAAAACUCUCCCGCAAUCUCGUAGUUAAAACGGUAUAAUAUUCUUGCGAUAUAGCAUUCUUCCAUAAUGUUUAUAUUAUAAAGAGAUUCGAUUUAUUUUCGUAAUAAAAUUUUCGUGACAUAUAUGCGAGUAUGUUUUUUUAAUAAGUACAAAACUGUAAUAUUUUGUAUAAAUAGUGUUUUAUAAUCGAUAAUAAUGAAGAGGGACAUGGAAGCAGACAGUAAAACUUUUAUUAAAAGUAGAAAUAACGCGAAUAACACAAAGCUUCUGUGAGUACGUAAUUUUUUCUCCUCAUCAUUUUCCAAAAAUUUUUCAAAUAACCUUCUCGUUGAUCCAAUCUGCUUUGCAAUAUUUUAACACUUUUAACAUUGAAAUAUAUAGUAACAUGUCGCGUUCCUGUUGAUCGCCCUUUAUACAUUUUGUGUAGACCAAGUUUCAUCUAGUUGCCGAAAAAUUGUUCUUCCACAUGUUAUUCCAGACUUUACGUCACGUAUUUAGAAUAUACAAGUUUAUACGUAUUUAUGUAGAAAGUUGUGUUACAUAUUUCACGUAGUGCAUCGAUGAGUAAAUAUUACGGGUUUAGCUUGAACAAAUAAAAUUUGUUAGCUCGUGUAUCAUAAAGAUACAUAUGAGUGAUUCGUUAGAAAUGAAUUGGCGACAUGUACGAUUCUUAUAAUGGUUGAAUAUAAUUGAACCGUGUAUAAAGUUUUCUGUGCCAAUGAAGCAGCACAUGUGCGCGCUAUUCUUUUUGUAGUGAUAUUAAUAAAUUAAGGAUUGCCUAUAAACACGGAUUAAUGCGAGACAAACGUCGAUGGUGACAAACCGUAAACGAAAAUCCAUCGAAUAAGAAUUUACUGAUUUAUAAAUGACAGAUACUCGAUAAUAAGCAUAGCGUCAUCGCGUAAUGCUCAGGCUAGCAUUAAUUAGGGAAAAGAACUAGUGAAAACUAGUCACAUCAGAGGCUGCUAAUUAGAACCAAUGUGGAUAUUUAAUAUUGUGUUUAUUGGAUAAUAUAAGCGCUUAAUUAUUUAAAUAUGUUAUCAAUAUUAUAUUGAAAAUAACGAUGUAGGAAAUAAUCGCGUAAGCAAACAAACAUCGAAUAUUGUUUAUUGCGAACAAAGUCCAACUUUGUAUAAAGUUUUUCAUUGCCAAUGUAUAUCAAAAAGAGUGCAUAAAAUAAGAAAUUGCCAUUAUUACGGACUUAUACUGAUGUUGUAAAAUAUACUCAGUUAAAUUAACAGUUCAAAUUUUUCGUUGUUUAUAUCACAAGAACAAAAUACUCUUAAUAUAUUUGUUAAACGAUCAUAUUCGCUUCAUAUUUAAUAAUUAAUCAAACCUACUUUUCUCUUUUCUAUACACAAUAAGACAAAUAAGUAAACGAUAUGCAGAGAAGAAAUUUGGAUUUGUGUCCGUUAUCAUCCGUAAUCGAAAAAACAUAGUUAAUAAGAGCAUUCAACAUAAACGAGUGAUAUGUUAUUAUGUUCUUAUGUACAUUAUCUAGAUAACAAGAUGAUUAAUUUUGUUAUAUUAUAAUAUUGUUUUAUUAAUACCAUUUGUUACACACGACAAACGAUCGCACAAUCUAACGUUCUCUUUUUCAAAUUGUUUUCUUGUUUUUUUAACACUUGAAAUUCGAUAAAGAUUUAUCGGCGGUGAGGAGAGAAAAAAUGGAUUCUCGAAACUUCUUUUAUGGACUAAUUUAAUUUCAUUUUCUUUUAAAAUGUAGAUACUAUCGUUGAGACAAAUGUAUAAGCUUAACGCUUGUGAAUGUAGUUGAAACAGAUACGUAUAUUACCUAUCUGCUUAUGGCUCCACUAUUUAUAAUUAAAAAAUACUAUUAUUUGAUUAAGUACUCAACCUCGCUUACUAAAAAUAACAAUAAUCCCAAUCUAUUUAAAAUAAGUUAAUAAUUAUGCGGGGUUUAAAUUAUAGGAUGUCUACUUUAGAAUUAUUAGUUCUAGAUAGUCUAUCCAUGUUAUCAUUAUUGUGUUUGUGUGUAUUUCCGUGAGAAGAGAAGUAUAUACAAUGCAAGUAUGUGGAUGCACGUAAAGUAGAGACGUCAAAAUAGAACCAACAAGUGAAAAAGUAUCACGUGGGCACUGUACCAGAAGAAGCAAAACAUUUUGUUACGAAUCAUGAAAAUAAGAUCACUAAUCGGC